Messenger RNA from Hypanus sabinus (Atlantic stingray), 5810 nucleotides. Its product is annotated as tissue alpha-L-fucosidase-like. Gene Ontology annotation, cellular component: lysosome. NCBI's taxonomy places the organism in Eukaryota, Metazoa, Chordata, Chondrichthyes, Myliobatiformes, Dasyatidae. Gene Ontology annotation, biological process: glycoside catabolic process; fucose metabolic process. The transcript has 8 exons. The record is from RefSeq and is a predicted model, not a curated record. The coding region runs from base 3548 to 4924 and encodes 458 amino acids. Gene Ontology annotation, molecular function: alpha-L-fucosidase activity.
AAUGACAAUCACACACACAAAAUGCUGGAAGAACUUAGCAGGUCAGACCGCACCUGUGGAAAAGAAUGAAGAGUCAAUUUUUUAGGCAUGACCUGCUGAAUUUCUCCAGCACUACUCUGGAUAUCCAGCAGUUGCAUAAUCUCUUGUGUCUAUAAAUGACAGGACUAAUAGAAGGUGCAGACCUGGGGUGGAAUUCGUACUUCCUAUGCAGAUAUUUUUCAUACAUUAAUUCAACCGGUGAAACUAUCUAUAGAACAUCUUUAACUCUUUAAGUCAUGUUGGUGUAAAUAAUACUUGCAAUUUAGGAUCCUAAAGAUUUUGUUGGCAAUUGCUUUCAUUGUUUGCCAAAGUGCACUGAUGGGCAUAUAGAUUUAAAGGUCAUUCAGUCAUUGAACCAGUUCCACAAUUCAAUUAACUCUUGGUUCAUGCAAGAAUAAUAUUUUACAUUGCUGUGUAAAUCCAUGAAGAACUUGAGGAUUUCUGCAUAGAAUAUUUAUUCCUAAAAGAGGGAUUCAUACACUUUUAAAGAAUGGAUUUCCACUCAUUUAAAGCAAUUCAUAUGUAUAUAGCUUUCAAAGGAAAUUGUGAAGUUGCUCUGUUUCAGCAUAGCUGUUUGUAAGCUUCUGCAUUACAAUCACUUGAAUUUGAUGUAGAUUUAAGGAAUUUAUGAACUAAUUGUUUUACGAAGUACCCUUGAAAUUGCGUGCAAAUAGCAUGAAACAAGUUUUUAUUGACACUAAAGUCUAUUAUUACUGUUUGGAUUCAAGUUUAUCAUCACUGACGUCUGUGAAAUUUGUUGCUUUAUGGUCUUUUUGGCCGUGUUUAGCCCGUAUCCAUCUAAACGUUUCCCAUCCGUGUACCUGUUGAAAUGUGUUUUAAGCAGUGGAACUGAAUCUGCCUCUACCACUUCUUCUUGUUCCACAUACUCACCAGCUUCUUUGUGAAGGAUUUGGUCCUGAGAAUUUUCCCAUCUCAUGAAACCACUCUUCAUGUGGGACACUCUUUGCCUCAUUGAAACGACAUAGGGAAACACAACUGAUGAUAUUUCACACUAUUAGAAUAUUAUUAAAGCUGUAUCACUGCUAGUUAAUACACAGUUCAGGACCGGUUUGAUUUGUUACUCAACCUUCUGGUUCGUCUUGCUUUUGUUUCAAGGAGACUUUGAAUGCAUCCUUAUUUUUUUUUAAUUGCUGCCUGGUAAUCUCUUCUCCCACAGAAUUUAGGAUAAUUUGUUUGUUUUGGUGAUGAAGUUUUUGAAGAUAUUGGGGAUGCAGGGGUAAUGACCUUCAAGGACUUUGUACUCUGUCAGUGUAAGCUGCAUCCUUUGUUUUCGCUUCACGUGAUUAAUUGUACUUCUGAAGCUGUGAGGUUGUGAAAUCGCUAAACUACUUCUCUGUUUUAAUCAAGGACAGAACUGUCUGAUUCUGUAAAGUAACAGGUGUGUGCGUCUGAUAAAUACUCCAAGGCUGAUUACUUCUUUCUCUGACCCUCUGUACUUUGUAGUUCCACAAGCUUUGUACUAAGAACUGGAAAACAACUUCAUAUAUGGAUAAUGAUGGUCUCUUUGAACUCUAUAAAUGUUGCUGUAUGUAACCUGCUGAUAGAGGUUCGACAUGAGCCCCCAGGGGGAGAGGAACACUGUCCCUCUGUUGUGUGUGGCUCCAAACUACUCGCUGGCUGAGUUCGAACAAAUAAACUGGUGAAAAGAAUAAAGAACUGUUUGUGGUGUGGUUAUUGGUCCGGUGAAUUUCAGUUUACAUUGGGAACCAGGUAUAAGGCAUGCAUUAGGGCCUUAAUGCUGGGGGAGCAACUGGGAUAGCUCUAUAAAUUAAAUUAUGUGCUUAUACUGAAAUUGCCUUGCAAAAAUAGAUGAGAAUAUUUCAAAACAUAAAUGAUUUGAAAAAAAUUAUUAAUUUAUGAUAUUUCAGCUUAAAACUUCCCAGCCUUAAGCACACUUUGUAAUGCUUAGAAAUUCUUGUCUGUGAGAAAUCUUUAAAUUCAUUACGCAUAGUAUCAUUAAGAUUGAAGAGCUCUUGAAAUGACAUUGAUUAGCAUUUGCAGUGAUCUUUUGUUCUAUUUUCUUUUCUCCACGCCAGGAAGAAAGCAUCGUCAUUGAUUGCAAAUUCGGGGCACUGUAUUGCACAGAUCUCGUUUUGCAGAAGCCGCCAGUGAGGAAUUUUGAAAUUGGUGAAAAUGGCAUGACGUAUUAUUUUGGGUCUUGAGUCCUGAUGAAGGUUCUCGGCCCAAAACGUCAACUGUUUAUUCGUCUUCAUAGGUGCUGCCUGACCUGCUGAGCACCUCCAGCAUUGUGUGUACUUGGGUGAUUUGGUUUGGAUUCAAGAUUGUUUAAUGUCAUUUCCAGUACACCAGUAAGUAGAGGAAUUAAAUAACUGUUACUCUGAUUCUAUGCAGCACAAAAACACAUUAAAAUGAACACAAUAAUACACUAUAUAUAUAUAUAUGUGUGUGUGUGUGUGUGAUUUAUAUAUGAUUGCUUAUGUACAUACACAUAUACAUAGAUUGCUUGAUUGGAUGUCCAUAAAGUUAUGUUGCCAAGGAAUAUCUGUAUGUAAGGUGACUUACAGGAAAUAAUAUAGUAGUGGUGGUUGAGGGUGUGGAAGGGUGAGUUAGUGGGUGGAGGUGUUGAUCAGCUUUACUGUUUGGGGAAAGUAACCAUUUUUUUGUAUCUGGUGGCCCUGGUGUGGGUGUUAUGUAGCCUACUCCAUGAUGGGAGUCCCAGUCCCAUCGUGCACCAUAAUCCUGAGAAACGUUGCCUCGUUUUUACUGUGUACUGUACCAGCAGAGAUGGUGGAAAUGACAAUAAAAAGUGACUUGACAGAGUCCAUGAGCAGGCUGCGUGGGAUCCUUCACGACGUUACUGGCACCUUUCUGUCUGUGUGUCCUUGAUGGUGGGUAGGCUGAUGCUAGUGAUGCAUUGGGCAGGUUUGACCACCCGUUGUGGAUCUUUCCGGUCCGCCGCCGUGCCGUUUCUACACCUUGCAAGUGAUGCAGCUUGCUGAGAUGAACUCUGCUGCAUUUCUCUAGAAUGACCUGCGUAGUCCAGCUCGCCUUGGCAGGUCGAGGUUUCAGUGAGCUGUGUUGAAUGCGUUCCGGGACCAUGGGAAGUUGUGCAAGAUGUGCCCUCACAGGAGUCCAGCAGCGAAUUCCGAGACGUCUUUCACUAUAAAAGGACAAGCCAUUCAGCCUAGAAAGGAUACGUCUUCCUGUCUUCACACUAUUAAUAAACUAUUCCAAAAGUUUAAAAUCCAGUCAUUUUCAUAACCAUUGUCAUUCCUAUCAACGCUGGCGCAGCAGUAAUGAUUACAUUUUCAAUUACAAAUCACAUACAAGAAAAAUCUAUAUACAGCUGAAAAGAGCUAGUCGUGUACUUUGGGCCAGUGUUACUUGUUAAACUUUUAUCAUUUUGAAUAAGAACGAUGCCUUAGAAAUUCCACUUAUGCGAAGGUAUUGCCGUUCUGUUGUUGCUGAUACAGUACUUGAAUAGUGACGUAACUGCGCGACCAUUUCCUGCUUCAAUUUGCAAAAGAUGACGAUCACGGGAUGGAAGAGUUGCCUGAGUUUUAUUUUCUUUACAGUGUAUUUAUGUACCGGAGAACCUUUCGCUCGCCGUUACCAACCGAACUGGAAGAGUCUUGACAGCAGGCCUUUACCCGGCUGGUACGACCAGAGCAAAUUUGGGAUUUUCAUCCACUGGGGAGUAUUUUCGGUGCCCAGUUUCGGGAGCGAGUGGUUCUGGUGGAAUUGGGAAGGGAGACAUUUACGUGAGUAUGUGGAGUUUAUGACAAAGAACUACCCACCGGGAUUCGAGUACAGCGAGUUCGCUCCAGAAUUCACAGCUGGCUUCUUUGACCCGGAUCAAUGGGCGGAACUGUUCGAGGAAUCCGGAGCCAGGUACGUGGUGCUGACGUCAAAGCACCAUGAAGGAUUCACGAACUGGGGAUCUCCUGUGUCCUGGAACUGGAACUCGAUUAACACAGGUCCACAUCGCGAUCUUGUGGGUGAUCUGGCAGCUGCAGUCCGUAAACGGAACUUACAUUAUGGAGUGUACCAUUCUCUCUUCGAGUGGUUCAACCCUCUCUACUUAUCUGAUAAGCAAAACAAAUUCAAGACCCAGAAAUUUGUUACGGAAAAAACAUUACCAGAACUGUACGAUCUGGUCUUAAGAUACAAACCAGAUAUAAUCUGGUCAGAUGGUGACUGGGAAGCACCAGAUACUUACUGGAAUUCCACUGGAUUUCUGGCUUGGCUCUACAAUGACAGCCCUGUCAAAGAUACUGUGGUCACUAAUGACCGCUGGGGAGCUGGCUGUUCUUGUAAACACGGCGGCUUCUUCAACUGUGCAGACAAAUACAGCCCCAGCAAACUGCAGAACCACAAGUGGGAGAAGUGCACCACACUUGACAGAUGGUCCUGGGGAUACCGCAGAAAAAUGCAGUCGAAGGACGUGGAAGAUCUACCAUCCAUUAUCACUAGUUUACUGGACACGAUUGUCUAUGGUGGCAACUUCCUGCUCAAUAUUGGCCCAACCAAAGAUGGCACCAUCUCCCCCAUCUUCGAGGAAAGGUUGCGUGGACUGGGACAGUGGCUGCGUGUUAACGGUGAAGCGAUAUACGCAUCGACACCCUGGCGAGUUCAGAAGGAGAACGGCUCCAACAUAAUAUGGUACACCAGUAAGGGAUCUUCAGUUUAUGCAGUAUUCACAAAGUGGCCCACCGACAAUACUCUGAAGCUGGAUUCACCAAAGGCUUUGCCGAACACCACCGUGACGAUGCUGGGAGUCCCACAGCCUCUGAAAUGGAAGACUUCUCCCACCAAAGGCAUUCUCAUUUUCCUGUCCCCCCUUUCUCCAUUGACUCUCCCCUCCAAAAAUGGUUGGACAUUGAAAAUGAAAGGAGUUUCCUAAUCAGAGAGUGACAAAGGAAACAAGUUUUACAUGAUGAUUUUGAAAGUUGAGAAGUUUUUGUAUGAAGAUUUAUACACUGUACGUGAGCUUAAAAAAUCCUGGCCAAAGUUUAAGUCUUUGACCAUAAAUUACAGAUGUCGAGGUUAGAAAAGCAGUGCUGGUUUUUGCAAAUGGAUCACUUCACUGUUCAGCUUUACUUUGAUUAUGCUGCUUGGGGAAAGUUACUGAUCAAACAUUAGUUUUGAAGGGUAGCUUCAGAGCAAAGAUACUGUUGAGCAAGACUUAAUGUGACACCAGUCCUUAUAUUACUGGUUAUUUGCUAUUUUUAUUGAAGGUAAACUUGAUGUACAAAUUUUUACAAUGGUUUGAUCAAACACUUCAAUAAUGGGAGACUAUGCUAAUAGAUUUGUUGAACAAAGUUAAUAAUUUUAAAAUCUUAAACAAAAGUCAGCACUUCGUUAUUUAACACACUGUAAGGGUUCACUGCUAAUGUAAUGGUUUCUCUGUAGCAGUAGUUUUUGGGUUAUGACUGGAGAUAACAGAACUGUUGAUGCAUGUAAGCCAAUCAGGAUUUUGUUGCCCUGCCUUGUGAUUCUGGAAGCAGUUGAUUUUGGGGGCUUUUGUCAGAGGGAGGGAGAGAGAGAGGUGAAGAAAGAAGAUGCGAAUGGAGAGAUUUGGUAGACCGCCAGACGGGGUGGACUCGAAGCGAAGGUCCGAAGGGCAGCGACGAUCGGAGGAGGUUGAUGGUGGACAAAUGUCCGAUUUUGUGAGCUCCAACAUUGUGCAACGGACUGUUUAAUAAGAUUUAGGCCCCUUUUUUAUAUUUUGUUUCUCUACUAACCAUAUAGUCAAAGUAAGAGUUAUAAAGCUUAAUUGUUCAAUCGUG